CCAAGUGAGCGAUAACAGUGAGUGUGUAACACUAACUGUGUUUAUCUUAGUGUUUUAUGUAAUCACUAAUGUGACGGCUAGGCUUUAAAACAACAAACUAAUAAACACGUGUUGAUAUCCAGUUUGUUAAAUCUUAAUCACCUGCCUUCAUUAGCAGCGCUAAAUCCAUUGUUGUUGACCAGUUAAUGUGUGGGCCAGAUUGCUGGAGUAGGCAAGAUGAAGCGAUGGAAGGUUCUAGAACUUUGGCUGCUGCUUCACUUACUGCCCAGUGUCCAGGGCAAGUUUAGAGAGAAGGUUCCAGAACUAUCCUCUCAAUGUGGCAACCCUGUUGAGCAAGUUGUUCUGGCCACUGGCCAGAUAAAGACGACCAUAGCAAACUUUACACGCACCAGCUGGCCGGACAGGAACUCGUCCUCAACACAGAACCAACCUGAGUGCUCAGUCUGGAGGAUCACGUGGGAGGCGGAGGUCUCGGAGCUCGUGGUGCUCAUCAAUGGCCUUGACCUUCUAGAGGACGAUGUCUUCUACGUCACAGCAGAGCGACCAAGCUUGAUGUUACGCUAUGAUUUCAAUGAGACUUACAACCACGACCCUUUUCCUAAGGAGGUCAGGUGCAAGUCUGACCUAUAUUUAGUUUGGCUGAGACACCUGGGACCUGGUGUCAAUGCCAGGAAACAGAGACUGGCAUUCUCUUACAUUGUGAUCAUUGAUGGCGCCAGCUCCACUGAAGAGAAAGAGCGCGUCAUCCUGAUGGGGGCCAUCGUCAUCUCGUUCUUCACCGUGGUGGCCACACUACUCAGUAUCAGCAGGUCCACCAACUGCAGGUGUUGGAGCCAAAUUUGCGGCUAUUUUAGGAGCAUCAAAAACAGCCCCACAGCUCCCUCUGGUGUUGGCAACAGGACGGAUUUGUCCAGGCGUCCUGAGGAGACCAUCCUACUGAUGGAGCUACAUCAUCCACACAGAAAUGCUCCACCAGAGUACAUCGCCCUGACUCCACCAGGUGGCAGUGGUGGAGCAUCCACUAAUCAGCAGCAGUCAAGUGGGACCAGCAUGGGGGAUAACUCUAAUGUACAGCUAGUCUCCAGACAGGGAGCUAACUCUAGUCCACAACUUUUACUCCCAGCUUCACCUGUACCGACAGACAGUGCUGUCCAAGCAGACAGUUCAGACAGCAGGACUAACAUAGACCUGGUCCAGCAAACAGAGAGACACACCACUGACCAAAGCAGACAUGUCCAGUCAUUGUCUGACCUGUUGGGGAUCCUACCCCCCUUGUCUGCGUCAACAACGCCAACAACUUUAAUCACCAGACAACCACCCAACACCGUGUCACCAUUUGCUCUCGUCUCGUCGCUCUUCCCUUCCCGUCAGCACCCAACGCUGGUGGCGUCCCCCAUGAACCUGGUCCAGCCCCACCUGAGACCCUCCCCACACAGUCCCAGCGAGAUUCAGGUGAACAUUGGCGGACAUCAGGUGUUUAGACUGACCACAGGUCAGCAGCCGGCUGAGGGUGAGCUACCCCCACCUGCGUACAGCGAGAUGCCCCCUCCAGCGUACUCACACCUGUUUCCUGCCAGACAGACAUAGAGGUCAUGGCCAUCAAGGUGACCAGGGAUGUCAAGGUCAUGACAAAGUGACCAGUGGUUGUCAAGGUCAUGACAAAGUGACCAGUGGUUGUCAAGGUCAUGACAAAGUGACCAGUGGUUGUCAAGGUCAUGACAAAGUGACCAGUGGUUGCUCUGCAGACCACCACGCAAGAAUUUUCACCAUCGAUCAAAUGCUCAAACAAGUCUCCUUGUAUUCAUCAGUCCUUCUCUAUCUGUAAGUACAACUUAUUGUAGUCUACUCGUUAAAAGCAUAUUUGAUAACAAUAAUUUAAUAUUUUGAAUUAAAAUCAUGUAAAGCUUUAAAAAUGUUAAAUAAUUUUUCACGAGCUUUUUAGGUGAUGAAGUUUCACUACCAAUUCACCUUUUAUAGUUGUGUAUGUUUUUA
Messenger RNA from Physella acuta, 1992 nucleotides. RefSeq lists its product as uncharacterized. The record is from RefSeq and is a predicted model, not a curated record. Lineage: Eukaryota; Metazoa; Mollusca; Gastropoda; Physidae.